Molecule: messenger RNA, 507 nt
Organism: Entamoeba histolytica HM-1:IMSS
Lineage: Eukaryota; Evosea; Mastigamoebida; Endamoebidae
Exons: 1
Coding region: 1-507 (168 amino acids)
Cellular component (GO): catalytic step 2 spliceosome; post-mRNA release spliceosomal complex; Prp19 complex
Source: RefSeq, a predicted model, not a curated record
AUGUCAUCAAAAUUAAAAAGCCUUGAUGAGAUGAUUGAGAUUGAAUAUGAAAAUGAAAUGAACAAACAAAAAGUCGACUGUAAAAAACCUAAAUUCACAAAGAAUGAAAGUACUGAUUCAUGGAUGGAUAUGCCAGCAAAUACUUUGAAGCAUAAAAAAGACAUCAAUGACCAAAAAGGGGAUUUAGCUAAACAAGCAUAUUCUGCUUAUGAAAGAAAGAUCCGGUGGCUAAAUCCAAAAGACACUGAAAAGGAGUAUCAACAAUACAAACAAAAUGAUCAACUUCGUCAAAAAAUACAAAGUGGGUAUGUUUCUCCUGAAAAAAUUGAUUGUUUACAAAAACAACUUGCUCGAGGUAAAAAAGAAGCUCAAAGAUUUCAUAGAGAACGAAAAGAAAAAUCGUUCCAAAGAGAUUAUAUCAAUGUAAAUAAUAAAAAAUUUAAUGAACAUGUUAAUCAAGCUUAUGAUCAAUAUACAUCUGAUAUUAAAGAUGCAUUAGAACAUUAA